AUGGAGGCAGUUGAGCCGCAGUCGCUGAAGCGAGCGGCGCUCGAUCUAUCCUCUUCGAUGUCCCUCGGCAAACGAACUCGCACCACGUCGGGGCCGCGAAAUCACACGUGGCACGCACCUUGGAAGAGUUACAGGGUAAUUAGCGGCCAUCAGGGUUCGGUUCGAUCGGUCGCCUUCGACCCCGGCAACUCAUGGUUCUGUACCGGUUCGGCCGACCGGACCAUAAAGAUAUGGGACGUGGCGAGCGGGAGACUGAAGCACACGCUCACAGGACACAUCGGCCAGGUCCGAGGCCUAGCCGUGAGCCAGACUCACACCUACAUGUUCUCCGCCGGCGACGACAAACAGGUCAAAUGUUGGGACCUAGAACGGAAUAAGGUCAUUCGUUCUUACGACGGCCACCUCAGCGGAGUCUACUGCUUGGCUCUUCACCCGACCAUCGACGUGUUGCUCACCGGCGGGCGCGACUUCGUGUGCCGCGUCUGGGACAUACGGACUAAGAAGCAAAUCUUCGCCCUAACCGGACACGGUGACACGGUCUGCUCGGUGUUGGCCCGUCCGGUCGAACCACAGGUGGUGACCGGUUCGCACGACUCGACCGUGAAAUUUUGGGACAUUAGGAAUGGGAAAGCGAUGCUGACCCUGACGCACCACAAGAAGUCCGUGCGAGCUCUAGCGGCGCAUCCAAGGCGGCGUGGUUUUGCGUCUGCCUCCGGCGACGGGGACAUUAAGAAGUUUAGCCUUCCGAGGGGCGAGUUUCUGCACAACAUUGCGAGGGAGAAGGAGGAGAAGGGAGGUAUCGUCAAUGCGAUGGCGGUUAAUGGGGAUGGGGUGUUGGUUGCGGGAGGAGACGAUGGGAGCUUGUGUUUUUGCGAUUGGGAGAGCGGUUGUAGCUUCCAGCGAACUCGGACGGUGGCGCAGCCUGGGUCGCUGGAAAGCGAAAAUGGGAUUUUCGCUGCUUCGUUCGACGUGACGGGAUCGAGACUGGUGACGUGCGAAGCUGACAAGACGAUCAAGAUGUGGAAGGAAGAUGAUGAAGCCACCCCAGAAACACACCAGCUCAACUUCAAGCCACAUCAUUGCUCUGGUUGA
Messenger RNA from Linum tenue, 1092 nucleotides. NCBI's taxonomy places the organism in Eukaryota, Viridiplantae, Streptophyta, Magnoliopsida, Malpighiales, Linaceae. The record is from the annotation of a GenBank genome assembly.